UAUGUAUAUAUAUAUGUAUAUAUGUAUAUAUGUGUAUAUAGAGAGUCUAGCAAGCAUCAUAUUAGCUGAUAUUCUCAGGACUGAAACAUCUGUUGGUCGUUUAUUGAUCAGCAGAAUACUCGUGAUGUGGAACCAAAGUUCAAGUUCUGUACUUUUAGCCGUACGCCGUUAGCAACAUGUGCUAAUGUUAGCCCAACAAACUGAUUGGCUGUGAGUCGGUCACAUGACGGAGAGAGUAAAUAUAAAGUAGGAGCUAGAAGACGUCUGGAAACAUGAAAACACACAUUCAGCAGCAGAUGUGUCCAUCACCACCAUGAAAAAACACAAAAAGAUAUUUUGUAUUUUUAGUUUCAUAUCGGUUUUAUAAUCUGUUGUGACCUAUGGCCUUCUGGGAAAAUGUUAGUUCAGUGUUCCUAAAAUGUUAAAAAUGUUCCUUAUUUUAUAGUGAAAAUAGUUUGCCAAAGUUUCCAGAGGACGAAAUGUUCCUUUAGUCUCCAGCAGGUGGACAGUUUUCAUCUGUGACACUUUAACACAAAACAAACGGAUCCUGAUGCUUUUGUUUUCCCACUGACCGAACCGGGACUUACUACUAACUACCGUUACAGCCCUGUGACAUGUGACAUACCACGUGACACCUGACAUACCAUGUGACACUCAACAUGUCAUGUGACACCUGACAUACCAUGUGACAUGUCAUGUGACAUGAGACGUACCAGCAGACAUGUGACAUGUCAUGUGACAUGAGACGUACCAUGUGACACUCAACAUGUCAUGUGACACAUGAGGUACCACGUGACUGAGCAAGUUGUCCGCUUUGAACGUUCUCUCUCUGUGUUCUGUCUGCAGCUGGGAGAACCACCACCAACGAAGAACUAGAGGACAUGUUGGAGAGUGGCAAGCUGGCCAUCUUCACCGAUGAUAUCAAAAUGGACUCUCAGAUGACCAAGCAGGCUCUGAACGAGAUCGAGACCCGACACACCGAGAUCAUCAAGCUGGAAAACAGCAUCCGCGAGCUGCACGACAUGUUCGUGGACAUGGCCAUGCUGGUGGAGAGCCAGGGAGAGAUGAUUGACAGAAUUGAGUACAACGUGGAGCACUCCGUGGACUACGUGGAGCGAGCCGUAUCUGACACCAAGAAGGCCGUCAAAUACCAGAGCCAGGCCCGCAAGAAGAAGAUCAUGAUCAUCAUCUGCUGCGUCAUCCUGGGCGUGGUCCUGGCGUCAACCAUCGGCGGCACGCUGGGCUUGUAGAGACGCUCCGUGAUGACCGACACCGACCGACCGUCCGACCGCCAGCAUAGAAAAGAAAACGCAGACGACGACAACAACACAAAAAACUUGAAACACAAAUGCAAGACAGAUAAACCAAUCAGCUAGGAAGAGAUAACAAUCCAAUCACAGAUAGAGGAAACAGCGUGGGGUUGGGUGGGGUUCAAAAAACAAAGACAAAAAAAACCACAAUAAAAAACGCCAUCACAUUAUAGCUGACCUAAAUACAUAACGUAUAGAAAAAGAAGGAAUAAACCUACUAUUUAUUACAGAUGUACAUGUAAAUGUAUUGAACAUAUGAAGCAACACAUGGGUUAGCUGCCUGUAAAAAAAUAUGAUGACCUAUAAUAUGACAUUUACUUGUUUGUUUGUUUUGCCUUUUUUUUCUUGUUUUUUAACAGUUGCUUUUAGUUUUUUUGGGAGUCUCUCCGAGGACAGUGAUGGUGACGGCUGCUGGGUGAGAGUUCUACGGGACGAGCGUUCCAAGAGCCAGAACCUUUUAUUUGUUCCUUACACCUGUGGAACCGAGUGCAUUCUAGAACAUCGCAGAACACGUUCUCUGUGAAUGAGCUCGCCGUUCCGCUCAAGUGUUGUCCUUCUAGAGGACAUUGAACUCCUGACAGAGAGAAAGAAAUCCUAUCGGCUCUGGAGCUCUGAACGGAAUGCUGUCAGUGAUGCCGGAACGUUCUGGAAUGCCGGAACGUUCUGGAAUGCCGUCCCGCAGGACAAGCACCCCGCUGUCUUUGGUAGAACCAACUGUGGUCCCCUCAUUUCUGGGAGGGAGGGACCGUCCUCUUUAGACCACCUCUCAUUGGUUGCUCACUCCUGUCAUUCACCUUCAGUCAGCCUAUUAAAUUAGCUCAGACUGGCAAAGCCCGACCUGCCACGCAGCAUUUAUAAAAAACGACAAGGGAAGAAAGAGCAGUGACACGCUGCCCACUUUGAGAAAACACAAUGUGUGUGUGGGUGUGUGUGUGUGUGUGGGAGGGAUGGUGGGGGGUGUCAUUGCAGCGUGGCAGGUUUCCACGACAACAGCCUCCCCUUCUUGUCACAUCUAUCCAACCAAAGAGCGGGGGGGAGGGCCUCUACUUUACCUGCUGAAUUUGAUUUGAAAACGUGACAUUUGACUGACAGGUGAACGGUGGGAAGGAAAGAAAGGGGGGAGGAGGCGGGGUUGAAGGAGCUGGGAGGAGGCGGACAGUCAAUCUAUGCAGUUUAGAUGAGAGGAAGACGACUUGUCCCGCCUCCAUCACCCAAUGAGGAUCGUGGGGUCACACUGAUAAAGGUCACACCUGUUCUUAAGGACGAUUCUUAAAAAAUGAAGAGAACACAUUAAAAAGUAAAGAAGAAGAAAAACUCAAACAUAACUUUAUAAAAACGAACAAACAAGCUAAGAGAUGGACAGAAAUCGUAUAAACCCCCUGAUGCUGGCGUGCCCUGGUUACCUGAGUGUCGUGGUAAAAAACAUGUUUUUUUAAGUUUGUUGCUUCGUUGUUCUGUGGUGCUGCUGUUCUUUAGUGCGUGCGUGACGUGUCCCGUGACGUAUCGGCCUGACAUCCUUUAGCUGGUUUCACUGUUUAGUCCGUAUUGGUUUUGAAGUAUCCGCCUGGUUUUCCUCCCUGCAUCCCUUCCGCCCCCGAGUGUCUGUUUUUUGGGGGAUUGUGACACGUGAUUCACAACCUGUUUUUAAGUGAGUUGCACAGGUGCUACUGAACAGGAGAGGCUUCCUAUUGGUGGAUUUUAACCCUCCAUGGAAGGUGGUACAUGUGACACACACACACGUUCACAUUACAUUCACGAUACGUUGCAUGAACACCUCGUAUACAUUGAACGUCUCACACAGACAUACUGGAAACCCCCCCGACACACACACACACACACACACACACACUUGCCCUGCAUUACAUAUCACACCAGUGCUAGACUGGGUCGCUUAGCAUGCUAUAGCGUUAGCUCGUGUUACAUGUAGAUCGUGUAGAAGCUGCUUCUUGGAGAUUGAUCUCAAGUUUUCUGGUCUUUUUUUAAAUAUUAAAGACACUUUCCGUGUGUCUGGACCAGUGUUGGGGAAAGAAUGAAGCUUAAGAAAUACAUUCGUGACAUUAGUUUUUAUUCGGUUACUCGUCUUUUCCAGAGUGUUUCUUUGCAAAUUUAAUCUGAAAGUUUUUGGAAAAGGUUUAGUCUGUCAAACUAGCUAAAUUCCUGUUGGCCUCUUUCACAAAUAUGUAGCAAAUAGCAAAAAUCUAUCUUUCAAAAUGUAUUUACUGUAUAUCCGAUUGCGUUAGCAUUAGCUGUUAGCUGUGUGUCUGCACAGGAAGACAAGGACUUCACUCUGCUUCUUUUUUCUUUUACACCAAUGAAGCUUUGAUAGAAACUAAUCAUUUGAAGUCAGCUAAUCUGAAUUUAACGUGUUAAACUUCAACACUGCUCCAGAUCGUGGGCAACACACACGUGUGCGUUACGUUCGUCGCACUAGCAUGUUUUGUUUCAUUAAUGUGGUUUUCCGUGUUGAGAAGUAACAUCAAAUGUGCGUGUUGCCUUCCAGAACUAGGACACACGGGGGUGUGUGUGUGUUGAAAAUGACUACACAGUAUUGCGACUUUUAUUUCGUGGGGGUUUAAGGAGGGAGCCUACGUCUGCCCUCUGUUGAGGCCCCACGCCGGACCGUCCUUUCCACGUCACAAUCACUGUCAGGGUCAACAAACACCACCUUAAACUCCACUACACUCUGUGUCAAAGCAAUAAAGUCAGUUUGUUAUCGCUAAGUUUUAUUUGACAGAAAAAAGUGUUGGCUAGCUAGCUAAACCGUGUCUAGACUGAACCCGACGUAAGAGUUGCACAGUGGACGGAGUCGUUUCAUACGAUAUUCACGUGAAACUCUUUUAUUGAAGCGUCGACUACCAAGUUACAAAAUAUAUCUGCUUCUUUACGCUCCACUUUACAACUCUUGUUGCUCUGGGAGGCUUCGUUUUGGCCCAGAAGCUAACGUUGUUAGCGUACAUUCUGUCCAACGACGCGAGGCAACGUUAGCUUCCUCGGCUAACGGUACUUUCCAGGCUGCCAUGGCGACGUGUCGACACGAGGAAGCGACCGCUGCUUUGUUUGAAUAUGUGUGUGUGCAUGUUUUCUUGGGAGUCGUAGUAGUUGGCACCGUUAGUCGUAGAUGUCUGUGAUGCUGUAUUAGUCGCUAGAUGAAAUAAAAGAACAAGGACUUUUUUAGCUCCAGGUUUGGAGAAGAGUGGAGGUGGGAGUUUGUUUUAUUUUUAUUCUUUUGACUUCCCAAAACUUAACUUCUGUGUUCACCAAAGCUUAGCAAACACCCCCUAAACCCCUCCAAGCAGCAAAAUCCAAUAGAUGUGUGUUUAAAUAAAUCGUCAGUAGAUUUAGAAUAAUUUAGCACUUUUUUCUCUGCUGUUGUGUUGUCAACGUUCAUGGCUUCAUUCUGUCUUUCUGAGUGUUUUCUAGACUGUAUAGUUCAGACACUGAGUCUAAAAGGGAUUAAAUAUCAAAUCAUGUUUGCACCAGGUGUCUU
Messenger RNA from Anarrhichthys ocellatus (wolf-eel), 4797 nucleotides. RefSeq names its product syntaxin-1B. Gene Ontology annotation, biological process: exocytic insertion of neurotransmitter receptor to postsynaptic membrane; synaptic vesicle fusion to presynaptic active zone membrane; intracellular protein transport. The coding region runs from base 882 to 1250 and encodes 122 amino acids. Gene Ontology annotation, cellular component: synaptic vesicle; plasma membrane; presynaptic active zone membrane. The transcript has 4 exons. NCBI's taxonomy places the organism in Eukaryota, Metazoa, Chordata, Actinopteri, Perciformes, Anarhichadidae. Gene Ontology annotation, molecular function: SNAP receptor activity; SNARE binding. The record is from RefSeq and is a predicted model, not a curated record.